GCAAACCCUUCAUCUAUCCAUGCAUGUUGUGAACUUGUGAUCAUUGCUUCAUAGGAUUCCAAUUAUCCGAGAAGUGUGAUUUUAAAAAUAUAUGACUUAAUCUUUAUCACGUGUUGCAUGAUUUGGUUUUUAAAUUGGAUUGCCCACUAUUAAAAUAUUACGAGAGAAUUUUUAAUAUCCAGAACAUGGGUACAUACGCUAUACACAAGUAGCGGAACACUUGAAGAAAAAAAAAAAAAAAAAAAAAAAAAAAGCUUUCCCUCCACUUAUAUUACAUAUAUAUGAUGUACUGCACAGUGUUCUGGACACAUUGAGUUUUAUCUUGCAAUUUAACUCUAAUCGCUUGUAUUUAAGGAGGGUAGGAGCCCAAAUUAUACAUAUCCUUUAACAUUCUUCUCUUAUAAUUUCUGAGUAGCACCCAUCAAAACUGCUCAUAAACAUGGUUCUGCAUGGUAAAAUUGGGACUGAAAUAGAAAUUAAGGCACCAGCUGACAAGUUGUACAACAUGUUCAAGAGCGCCCACCUCAUCCCAAACAUCUCUAAUACCCAUAUCAAAGGAGUUGAUGUGCACGAAGGAGACUGGGAAACACACGGCUCUGUUAAGAUUUGGAAAUAUGAACUAGGGGACCAUGUCGGGAUAUUCAAAGAACAGGUGGAGCUAGACGAUGAGAACAAGGCCGCAACUCUGAAAGGAUUGGAAGGAGAAGUGUUCAAGUAUUAUAAGAGCUUCAAGGGUGUCUAUAAAUUCACUCAAAAAGAUGAAGGCACCUGCAUUGCCAACCUGUGGAUCGAAUACGAGAAACUGAAUGAGAAUGUUGAAGCUCCAGAUAGAUAUGUCGGUUUGAUGGUUAAACUCGUCCAAGAUCUUGAUGCUCACCUUCUGGGAGCAUAAAUUAAUUAAUUAAUGAAUAAAAACCAUAUGUCAUAUGCAACGGUUGGAAAGAGCUUUUGCUGGUCUUGUUAAAAAGGGUUCAAUUAUAUGUAAUCAUGCAUGCAUAUGUUCAUCAAUGCGUACCUACUUAAAUAAAAUGCUUUUCUUAAUUAGGUUUGUGUGUAUUGUAAAAGAUGUACGAAGGAUGUCAUAUGACAUUGUGAUGUAAUAGAUUGUGGUUAUCGAUCACAUCUAUAAAAUAAGAUGUGGUGUACUCUAUAAUAUUUGUCCAAUA
Molecule: messenger RNA, 1166 nt
Organism: Pyrus x bretschneideri (Chinese white pear)
Lineage: Eukaryota; Viridiplantae; Streptophyta; Magnoliopsida; Rosales; Rosaceae
Product: MLP-like protein 328
Exons: 2
Coding region: 440-892 (150 amino acids)
Biological process (GO): defense response
Source: RefSeq, a predicted model, not a curated record